Messenger RNA from Williopsis jadinii, 1885 nucleotides. Its product is annotated as CTP synthase. The transcript has a single exon. Gene Ontology annotation, biological process: pyrimidine nucleobase biosynthetic process; CTP biosynthetic process. NCBI's taxonomy places the organism in Eukaryota, Fungi, Ascomycota, Saccharomycetes, Phaffomycetales, Wickerhamomycetaceae. The record is from RefSeq and is a predicted model, not a curated record. The coding region runs from base 163 to 1884 and encodes 573 amino acids. Gene Ontology annotation, cellular component: cytoplasm; cytoophidium. Gene Ontology annotation, molecular function: identical protein binding; CTP synthase activity.
CCUUCUUCUUUUGAGUUCUUUCCCCCUUCUUCUCUUCUUCCCUCGAGGUGAAUACGUUUAGUUGAGAACGUUCUAGAAGGUUGGGCCAUUGCAUUCUCACCCUUGUCAUUGAUUUUGCCGUCACGUUCUGUCUAGAAAGAGCAUUUGAAUAGAGCUUAGAGAAUGAAGUACGUUGUUGUUUCUGGUGGUGUCAUCAGCGGUAUCGGUAAAGGUGUCCUAGCAUCCUCUACAGGGCUGCUGCUGAAGACGCUCGGCUUGAAGGUCACUGCUAUCAAGAUUGACCCGUACAUGAACAUUGACGCUGGUACCAUGUCGCCAUUAGAGCACGGAGAGGUUUUCGUGCUGAACGAUGGUGGUGAGUCAGACUUGGAUCUGGGUAACUAUGAGCGUUACAUGAACAUCACCCUGACCAGGGAUCACAACAUCACCACUGGUAAGGUCUACUCGCAAGUGAUUGAGAGGGAAAGAAAGGGUGAUUACUUGGGGAAGACGGUCCAGGUUGUUCCUCAUUUGACCAAUGCCAUCCAGGACUGGAUUGAGAGGGUCUCCAAAAUCCCAGUUGACGACACUGGUCUGGAGCCGGACGUUUGUAUCAUCGAGCUUGGUGGUACCGUUGGUGAUAUCGAAAGUGCUCCUUUCGUGGAGGCGCUUAGACAGUUUCAGUUCAGAGUUGGCCGUGAUAACUUUGCCCUAAUGCACGUCUCUCUGGUGCCUGUGAUUCACGGUGAACAGAAGACCAAACCAACUCAGGCUGCAAUCAAGGAUCUGAGAUCUCUGGGUUUGACUCCGGAUGUUAUUGCGUGCCGUUGUUCCGAUAAGCUGGAGAGACCAACCAUCGAGAAGAUCUCCAUGUUCUGUCAUGUUGGUCCAGACCAGGUCAUUGCAGUCCACGAUCUGAACUCUACCUAUCACGUUCCAUUGUUGUUGCUGGAACAGAAGAUGACCAAGUACUGGACCCAGAGAUUGAGAUUGGACACGCUCAACAUCUCAGAAGCCGAUGCUUCGAAGGGUGCUGACUUGCUUCACAGAUGGAGGGAGCUUACCACGUCCUAUGACAGAUCUUACGAGACCGUCAAGAUUGCGCUGGUGGGUAAGUAUACGCAUUUGAAAGAUGCUUACACGUCUGUCAUCAAGUCCUUGGAGCACUCUUCCAUGAGAUGUCGUCGUCGUCUUGAGAUCAUUUGGGUCGAAGCCACUGAUUUGGAGCCAGAGGCCAGUGAGAGCGAUAAGAUCAAGUUUCACAAGGCAUGGCACGACAUGUGCUCUGCUGAUGGUAUUCUCGUUCCAGGUGGUUUCGGUCAACGUGGUACUGAAGGUAUGAUGAGCGCUGCUAAAUGGGCCAGAGAGAACAACAUCCCAUACUUGGGUGUGUGUCUGGGAUUCCAAGUGGCCUCCAUCGAGUUUGUCAGAUCUGUUGUCGGGAUUGAGCAUUCCAACUCUCAAGAGUUUGUCCCAGAGUUGACAGAGGACGAAGCCACUGUUGUGUACAUGCCAGAGAUCGACAAGGAGAAGCUGGGAGGCACCAUGAGACUCGGUCUGCGUCCAACUGUUUUCCAGACCGACAAGUCUGUUCUGAAGAAGUUGUACGGUAACUUUGAUCAGAUCGAGGAGAGACACCGUCAUAGAUACGAGAUCAAUCCAAAGCUCAUAUCCACAAUCGAAGCACAUGGUUUGAAGUUUGUGGGUAGGGACGAGACUGGCCAGAGAAUGGAGAUCUUCGAGUUGGAGAACCACCCGUUCUUUGUGGGCACCCAGUACCAUCCUGAGUACAUGUCCAAGGUUCUGGACCCAUCCAAGCCCUUCUUGGGCCUCGUUGCUGCGUCUGCCGGUAUGCUGGAUGAGAUCGCUAAUGGUGCACCAAGCGCUUCAAAGACCGACUUCUAAC